Aspergillus caelatus is the source of this 4212-nucleotide messenger RNA. RefSeq names its product ABC-2 type transporter-domain-containing protein. The record is from RefSeq and is a predicted model, not a curated record. Bases 1 to 4212 code for a protein of 1403 amino acids. Gene Ontology annotation, molecular function: ATP binding; ABC-type transporter activity; ATP hydrolysis activity. NCBI's taxonomy places the organism in Eukaryota, Fungi, Ascomycota, Eurotiomycetes, Eurotiales, Aspergillaceae. The transcript is spliced from 3 exons. Gene Ontology annotation, cellular component: membrane. Gene Ontology annotation, biological process: transmembrane transport.
AUGUCUACGAGUGAUCCUAAGGAUGAGACUAGCCCUGUGCCGAAAGACCUACCAAUUUACCGCCAGAAAGGACGUGGCCUUGGUGUGGCCUUCAGGAACAUAACCGUUCAGGGCCGUUCCGGCAGUCAACGGACAGUUCUCGACCUCCCCCAAAUCCUCUUCGAGGUUAUUAAGGCCCCAUAUCAGACAGUACGCCAUAGGAUUGGUAACAAACCCGUUCCAAAACGCAAUCUUAUUCAAGAUGUCUCCGGCGUUCUGUUUCCCGGAGAAACAAUGAUUGUCCUCGGACGGCCAGGCUCAGGGUGUACGACACUAUUGAAAGUAAUCGCAAAUAACCGCAAUUCGUUUAUGGCGGUCAAUGGAGAUGUACAAUAUGCUGGUAUCCCAGCUCGGGACAUGACUGGUGCACUGAAGUCUGAGAUUAUCUACAGUUCUGAGGACGACCUACACUUCCCAACCCUCCCGGUUAAAGAUACCUUGGACUUUGCUUUGAAGCUGCGACGGCCCAAAGAUUACCCAAUGGAAGAUGGUCAAUUCUCGUCUGACUAUACCAAACGAUUGCUGGGCUCACUUGGGAUGCUCCACACGUCAAAUACUAUCGUAGGAGACUCGUUCACUCGAGGCGUUUCAGGUGGAGAGCGCCGCCGUGUUUCCUUGGCAGAGUCUAUGGCCGUUAAUCCCGCUCUGGCAUGCUGGGAUAACCCGAUUCGCGGCCUUGAUAGUUCAUCAGCGUUGGAUUUCCUUGCAUUGCUCAAAGAAAUGUCUGGGGUGACAGGAAUGAAUAAUGUGGUUACUUUAUACCAAGCAUCAGAAGCCAUGUACCGGAACUGUUUUGACAGAGUCAUACUUAUGUAUGAUGGUCUGAUGAUCUUCAGUGGAAAGGCUGGAGAGGCAAAGCAGUAUUUUCACGACCUGGGAUUCCAUUGCGCGGAUCGACAAACAACCCCAGACUUUCUAACGUCUAUUACUUCCCCCGCUGAACGAACUAUUCGAGAGGGCUACUCCGGCCCUCUAUAUCUUGAAGCGAAGUCCCUCGAACAGGCUUUCAGACAGAGUCCGUAUUAUACUCGGUUGCAAGCGGAACUGACUCAAUAUUCAGAUCAGAUACAGUCAAAUACAGAAGUCCAACGCCAGUUUCGACAAAGCGCAUUGGAGAUUCGUUCCAAGAUGACCACAAAGCGCGCUGUAGAGAUUUCAUCUCUCUGGAAGCAAGUCACAGAGGGGACUCAGAGAUACUACAGACUAUUUUGGGGUGACCGCAAUACCUUUUAUACCAUCCUGGCUCUAUGUAUUGUGAACGCUGUCAUCACUGGAUCGGGAUUCUACGCAGCUCCGAAGACUGCUUCAGGAUCCUUCGAGAGAAGUGGAGCUCUUUUCUUUGCUCUUGCCUACUUUUGUUUGAACGCUUUGACGGAGGUAGUCAAGACGGUGAAUGCACGAUCUAUCUUACUCAAGCAGCAUAACCUGGGCCUAAUAAGCCCUACUGCAUAUGCCAUUAUUCAGACGGUUGCUGAUAUCCCUAUCGCUUUUAUCCAAACGGCUGUCUUUUCCUGCUGUUAUUAUUUUAUUAUUGGACUGAGUGAAUCAGCAUCUCAAUUCUUCAUUUUUCUCUUACUUGUAUUUGUGCACUACUGCGCUAUUGGAAGUAUGUUUCGGAUGUUAGGCUCAUGGGCUCCCAGCCUGAGUAUAUCACAUCUUUUGGCCGGAUGUGCUCUACCAGUGGCUUGUCUCUACUCUGGAUACGCCCCUCCAGUGCCGACAAUGCAUCGCUGGGGCUCAUGGAUUCGACGCAUCUCACCUACUCCCUAUGCCAUGGAGGCGCUGAUGGGAAAUGAAUUCUAUAAUAUCGAUCUUCACUGCACAGACUCUCAGUUGAUCCCCUCGGGCCCUGAGUAUGACGAUAUCCGCUACCAGGCGUGUCCCAUGGCAGGCGCACAUCAGGGGUCAGCUUUAGUGAACGGUGCAACAUACGCACAAGCAAUGUAUGGCUUUUCUAGGGAACACCUCUGGAGAAACUUUGGUAUUGUUCUGGUGAUGUGGUUCCUUUACACAGUUAUCGGAGCAGUGGGACUUACCGUCAUGACGCGGGAUAGCAGCAGCGCUGCAGGCCAUGUAUACAAGCGGAAUGCCCAGUAUCCUCAGGAUGAACAGUUGAAUGUGGGUCUGGUAAGCGAUGUCGAAAAGCAACCAAUAUCACCAACGGCGAGAGAUGAUGGCUGGAAGCGGAAUGAGGCAAGCACGUCCGAAUUAACUAUUACGGAUGUCGACGAGGCGGUGCAAGCCGACCAGAAGGAAGACCUUUCACCUAGGAGCGUUACCUUCACGUUCAACAAACUUAGUUAUUACGUGAACGUGGGAGGUGGGGAGAAGCAAUUGCUUUGCGAGAUUUCCGGAUACGUCAAACCUGGACAGCUUACUGCGUUGAUGGGUGCAUCGGGUGCUGGAAAGACCACACUGUUGGACAACCUCUCCCGUAGAAAGACCGACGGACGCGUUGAGGGCGAGAUUCUGCUGAAUGGUGCUCCCCUAAGUACAUCAUUUUCACGGUCCUGUGGUUUCUGCAUGCAGCAAGACAUUCAUGAGCCCACCGCGACAGUUCGAGAAGCAUUACAAUUCUCAGCCUACCUACGCCAGCCGGCUCAUAUCUCCAAAGAAGAGAAGAUGCAAUAUGUUGAGCACGUUAUCGCUCUCCUCGAGCUUGAGGGUAUUGCGGAUGCAUUGAUUGGGGCAGUCGGGGAUGGUCAAUUGAAUGUGGAGGAACGGAAACGGGUCACAAUUGGCGUUGAACUUGCAGCAAAGCCAUCGGCGCUCUUAUUCCUUGAUGAGCCCACAUCUGGUCUCGAUAGCCAGGCAGCGUAUUCGAUCGUUUCUUUCCUCCGGAGAAUUGCUGCUGAGGGAAUCCCAAUCGUUUGUACGAUCCACCAGCCUUCUGGUGUCCUUUUCGAGAUGUUCGAUCACGUUAUUUUGCUCGCUCCAGGUGGUCGGACAGUGUAUUUCGGAGAAACAGGCAAGAAUGCAUCCGCCGUGGCCGCAUACUUUGCGAGGCACGGUGCCGUGAUGCACGCAGAGGAGAAUCCAGCGGAGUUCAUCAUUUCCACCAUCGCAGCAAAAGGAGACGACAACAAGGACUGGCCUGAGAUCUGGAACAGAUCCCCUGAGUGCCAUGCCUUGCACCAAGCGGUUCAAGCGUUAAACCAACGUUCCCCCGUUAGUGAUAACGCCAUGACGGCCGUUAAUGAACGACCAUACGCAUUGAGUCUUCCAGCCCAGAUUGUGGCCCUUACCCAGCGCCACUGGAUCGCCAUCUGGAGGAAUGGACAAUAUAACUUUAGCCGGCUAUUCAAAUCCAUCUUCUUUCAGAUGUUUGUCUCAUUCACCUUCUUCCACGUCAACAAGAGCAGUCCUGGAUUGAAAAACCACAUGCUGGGUAUCUUGCUCUCAACCUGGGUUGUUCCUACGAUCUCUGCCGAUAUGCAGGCCAUCUGGUACGAAAAAUGGUCGAUCUUCGAGGCGCGGGAACGCAAUGGGAUCUAUGACUACAAGGCUCUCUUGUCGGCGUUGUUCCUAGUAGAGAUCCCCUGUCAGAUUAUCAUCUUCACGUUUAUCUUCAUUGUGUCCUACUGGACCUUUGGAUUCGCCAGUACUCCCAGUAUUGCUGGAUUUAUCUACUUCAUGUAUCUCCUGUUUGCUUUCUUCGGCCUUGGAUUCACCUAUCUCAUGGCUGCUUUAUUUCCGAACCCGACCAUGGCCGGUUAUGCGAUGUCAUUAUUUUGGGUCAUUCUUCUCAUGUUCUCUGGAGCCGCUAAUCCGCGCAGUGGGCUGAACGAUUUCUAUCGCCCCUGGCUAUUCUGGGCUGACCCCAUGACCUACUUCUUCGAACCGACUGUGUCCACGGUGCUUCAUGGGAUCCAGGCCCAAUGUGCUCCACAGGAUAUGGCUGUGUUCGAUCCUCCUUCAGGCCAAAGCUGUAUGGAUUAUGUAGCAGCAUAUUUGGAUGGAAAUCCAGGAUACCUGGCUAACCCCAACGCCACGCAGAACUGUAACUUCUGCCCGUAUUCAACGGGAGAUGACUUAGCCAGAUCCCUCCAUUUCUUCUACGGGAGUCGGUGGCGGGACUGGGCAGUGUUUCUCGGAUUUGGCUUGACAAAUACUUUGCUCACUUUCCUGGCGACCUGGAUUAUUCGCGUCAAGAUUCGGCAGUGGAGAAAGUAA